Messenger RNA from Limulus polyphemus (Atlantic horseshoe crab), 756 nucleotides. RefSeq names its product C-reactive protein 1.1-like. The record is from RefSeq and is a predicted model, not a curated record. Lineage: Eukaryota; Metazoa; Arthropoda; Merostomata; Xiphosura; Limulidae. The transcript has a single exon. Bases 1 to 756 code for a protein of 251 amino acids.
AUGUGGAGUAUUUUUGUCCUAAUUCUGAUCUGUGUUUCGGCUCCUUCAUUGGUGGACGGUCUGAGAAAGGGAGAAUAUGGUACGAAAGCCACGUUUUACCCAUCAACAUGGUUAAAUUAUCCUCGUUUAAUGGUGGUCCGAUCCCUUCCAGAUAUGGACGAGUUUACACUGUGCUUCUGGGUGAAGAUAACUGAUGCAGUGAAAAGGUCGCACUUCAUCUUUUCCUACGCAGUCGGCAAAAAUAUUGACAGCAACGAAAUCGUAGCAUACAUCGACUUGACCUCUUCAGAUCCACAAAUUAAGAUCUUUGUAGCUGGAAAGCUGGGUUUUAUGACAUGUCCUGCCUUCUCUAUCGGAACAUGGCACAAAGUUUGUAUUACCUGGCGGAGUUUGGAUGGAAGAGUAGGCUUUUUUGUAGACACAGAUUUAUGUUGUGAUGAGGUAAAAGGUGUAGCAAUGGGAAAAUCAGUUCGAUCAGGAGGAGUUGUAGUUCUGGGCCAGGAACAAGAUAAAGUUGGUGGUAAGUUUAGCCCUCAUCAGAGUUUAAUUGGCGAUCUAAUGCAGCUCCAUUUUUGGAAUACCUGUUUGAACAACGAUCAAAUUCAACGCACCAGCUCCUGUCUUAGCCGGGCCUGCAAUUCUAGUCCUUGCUGUUACAAAGAUGAAGAAAUCAAAGGAACUAUCAUUGACUGGUUUCAUACAGAAUUCAGGGCUUAUGACGGAGUUUCCCUAUCUUCAUCCACUGUUUGUAAAUAA